AUGGGGCCCGCGGCGGCGCGGAGCCGCACAGACACACAAAGAGCCGCCUCGCCCGCGUUUGCGCACGGCCCGGGCCGGCCCCGCCGGGUACGCGCGCCCCGCUCCCGGCAGCGAGGGAGCCCGCCGCCCAGAACCCCCGUGGCCCUGUGGCUGCGCGCGCACACACACACACACACGCGUGCGUGCACGGUCACACGCGUGCACAGACAGCUAGAGGCUGAGACCUGGUGUGAUCAGCACAAGACACCCUCCCCAAGUGCUCCCUUCUCCCAGAAGGAUUCAGUAGGUUCCCACUCUCAGCCCUUCUGA
This is a messenger RNA of Rangifer tarandus platyrhynchus (Svalbard reindeer), 309 nucleotides long. The record is from the annotation of a GenBank genome assembly. Lineage: Eukaryota; Metazoa; Chordata; Mammalia; Artiodactyla; Cervidae.